Benincasa hispida (wax gourd) is the source of this 1348-nucleotide messenger RNA. RefSeq names its product flavonol synthase 1 (gene FLS1). NCBI's taxonomy places the organism in Eukaryota, Viridiplantae, Streptophyta, Magnoliopsida, Cucurbitales, Cucurbitaceae. The record is from RefSeq and is a predicted model, not a curated record.
ACAUCCAUGUGAGGCGCAUGGUGAAUAGGAGGAGGCUACGAGCCUUCAAUUCUGUUCUGAAAAGACGCACCCAACUGGAAGUUUGUUGAAACCGUAUCCUUUGAAAGUAACUUUCAACCCUCUGUUCUUUUCUUUAUUUAAUUAGCUUCAACAAAGCCCCAUUUUUUUUUCUCCAUCACCAAAUUCUUAGCCAAAAUUUUCAAAAUGGAGGUCGGCAGAGUCCAGGACAUCGCUUCCUCGGUGCUUUACUCCGAUACUCUCCCCGCCGAGUUCGUCCGUUCGGAAACCGAGCAGCCGGGAAUCACCACUGUCAAAGGCCAAGUCCUCGCCGUUCCUGUCAUCGAUUUCACUGACCCAGAUGACGACUCUGUUCUCAGAGCCAUCGACGAUGCCUCUCGAAAUUGGGGCAUGUUUCAAAUCAUCAACCACGAGAUCCCAAAUGAAGCCAUAACCCAUUUGCAGGCCGUUGGGAAGGAAUUCUUCGAGCUCCCACCGGAGGAGAAAGAAGUCUACGCCAAACCCCCUGGUUCCAAAUCCGUCGAAGGCUAUGGAACUAAGCUCCAAAAAGAAAUCGAUGGAAAGAAAGGUUGGGUCGACCAUUUGUUCCACAUAAUUUGGCCUCCUUCUGCCAUUAACUACAAUUUCUGGCCCCAAAAUCCCCCUUCUUACAGGGCAGCGAAUGAGGAGUACAGCAAGCACUUACAUGGGGUUGUGGAGAAGCUGUUUAGAAGCCUCUCACUGGGGCUAGGGCUCGAAGGGCACGAGCUAAAAGAGCGAGCUGGUGGAGAAGAAUUGGUGUAUUUACUGAAAAUCAAUUACUAUCCGCCAUGUCCACGCCCUGAUCUGGCUCUUGGAGUCCCUGCUCAUACCGACAUGUCGGCCAUUACAAUUCUUGUGCCGAAUGAAGUUCAAGGCCUUCAGGCGUUUAGAGAUGGGCAGUGGUACGACGUCAAUUACAUCCCUAAUGCCCUCGUCAUCCACAUCGGGGAUCAAAUGGAGAUUCUGAGUAAUGGAAAGUACAAGAGUGUGUUUCACAGGACGAGAGUGAACAAGGAGAAGACGAGGAUAUCGUGGCCGGUGUUUCUGGAGCCGCCGCCUGAGUUUGAAGUUGGGCCGCAUCCGAAAUUGGUCGAUGAGAAAAAUCCGCCAAAAUAUAAGACGAAGAAGUACAGUGAGUACGCAUAUUGUAAGCUGAACAAGAUUCCUCAUUAACUCUAAUUCCUUAGUCGUCCUCUGUUUGUCUUCUCCGGCCGCCGCGUUCUGCUCACUGCUUACAAUGUCUCAAAUUAUGCAACAAAUGUUAGGGUAACGAUUUUUUUUUUUUUAAAAAAUUAUAAUUUGGUUGGAA